GCGGCCGCCCGCCGCCCCUCUGAGCCCGGCUCGGGGGCAGCCGGGCACCCCAGAGCCGACCCCCGCCCGCCGCGCCCUCCGCCGCACUUGUACCACUGCGCGCCCCCUGGAGCGCCGCGCACCCCUGGGACUCUUGCGCGCCCUGGGUAACCAGCAUAACCUGAGAUUGGGAUCUCAGGGCUACCCCUGGAGCCCAGCGUACCCCAGGACCCUGACGCGGCUCCCGGACCUCACAAGCCCCAAGAAUCCUGCGUCCUCACAGAAUCCAGGGGCUCGGCCAACCGGGCUGCGCGCCCUGGUGAGGGGCCCCGCCCCAGAGGAUUCCCCCUCUUCCAACAGACAGAGCCCCGCCCCAGAGGGACCCCCAGGUCCGACAGGGACAUCCAGCCACGCCCCAGAGGGCUCCCGGCAUCUCGCGCCUGGAGCCCGGUGCUCCAGAAGAUCCUCGGUGCCCAACUGGGGGCUCCCCGCCCUGCUGAAGGGGCGCUGCCCAAGAGGGUUCUCCGCGUCCCGCGGGCCGGGGCAGGAUGCACACCGCCCUGGCGGGGCCGCUGCUCGCAGCCCUUCUCGCCACCGCCCGCGCCCGCCCGCAACCCCCAGAUGGAGGACAGUGCCGGCCGCCUGGAUCGCAGAGGGACCUGAACUCCUUCCUGUGGACUAUUCGGCGCCAUCCCCCAGCCUACUUGUUUGGCACCAUCCAUGUCCCCUACACCCGUGUCUGGGAUUUCAUCCCUGACAACUCCAAGGCAGCCUUUCAAGCCAGCACCAGAGUCUACUUUGAGCUGGACCUCACAGACCCCUAUACCAUCUCCGCACUGGCCAGCUGCCAGCUACUGCCCCACGGGGAGAACUUGCAGGACGUGCUGCCACGGGAGCUCUACUGGCGCCUGAAGCGCCAUCUUGACUACGUGAAGCUGAUGAUGCCCUUGUGGAUGACACCAGCGCAGCGUGGCAAGGGGCUGUAUGCUGACUACCUAUUCAAUGCCAUUGCGGGCAACUGGGAGCGGAAGAGGCCGGUCUGGGUGAUGCUCAUGGUGAAUUCACUCACAGAGACAGAUGUGCGCUCCCGGGGUGUGCCUGUUCUGGACCUCUACCUGGCCCAGCAGGCCGAGAAGAUGAAGAAGAGCACUGGGGCAGUAGAGCGGGUUGAGGAGCAGUGUCACCCCCUCAAUGGGCUCAACUUCUCCCAGGUGCUGUUUGCCCUGAACCAGACCCUGCUGCAGCACGAGAGCGUGCGGGCUGGGAGCCUGCAGGCACCCUACACCACGGAGGACCUCAUCAAACACUACAACUGCGGGGACCUCAACACCGUCAUCUUCAACCAUGACACGUCCCAGCUACCCAACUUCAUCAACACCACUCUCCCGCCUCAUGAGCAGGUGACAGCUCAAGAGAUCGACAGCUACUUCCGACAGGAGCUCAUCUACAAGAGGAAUGAGCGCAUGGGCAGGAGGGUUAUGGCGUUGCUGCAAGAGAACCAGGACAAGAUCUGUUUCUUUGCCUUUGGAGCAGGUCACUUUCUGGGGAACAACACAGUCAUUGAUGUCCUACGGCAAGCAGGGCUGGAGGUAGACCACACACCUGCUGGGCAGGCCAUUCACAGUCCUGCUGCUGGGAGCCUAGCACCCCCUCCUGAAAGGACCUCUGCCAGCCCAGACCCAGUGACCCCAGGUGCUGCAGUUCCUGAAGUACCCUCAGUGACCCCCACCGCUCCUCCUGAGGAAGAAGAUGCAGCCCUGUCCCCACAUCUCCUGCUCCCUGACAGCCUCAGCCAGCUGGAGGAGUUCGGAAGGCAAAAGAAGUGGCACAAGAAACAAAACAAACAGCAGCGGCCGAGGCAGUUCAACGACCUCUGGGUCCGAAUUGAGGACAGCACCACCAUCUCGCCACCCCCCCUGCCUCUCCAGCCUACCCCCAGCUCUGGGACCACCAAGCCCUUUUUCCGGUCCUCGAACCAGCUCCAACAGCAGGAACCCCUGGGGCCUGCCAGCAACUCUCCGCCUACCCUGGGCUUCCUGCCUGCCUUUACUGCCACCAUGGCCGCCCACUUCCUGCUACACACGUUCGGGCCCUCCUGACCUCGACCACCCCAGUGAAGAAGUCAGAGAACCACAGAAGAUUCUGUGGUCACACCCACCACCUGACACCACCUCAGGGGGUGCUGACACCUCGAGGUAGUCCACACAGGACGAGAACCUUAAAACACUAGAGACUUAUUGUACCCAAGUUACAUCUUCUUUUUUGUAGAAGGUCUUAAUUUCCCAUAGUGCUAUGGGGCUCUUUUGUAAAAUAUGUGUCCAUAUUAAAAGAGAAAAGUGUAUUUAUUCUACUGAUAAAACUAUUUUUAUGUGGCCUAUGUUAUAGUCCCUGGAUUAGCCACCACACCAACACAGGAGAAGAAUGACCUCUGUGAGCUGUGUGGCCUAUGGCUUUGAAUUGGCCUCUCUUGGGCACAGAGCCUCCUGGUCAGACUUGGCUUCUCCCGCUGCAGGUACUUCCAAGGGCAGGCAGAAAGUAGGCCUAGCUUUUGAGGAGCUGGUCUCAGAUCCAGAGGCAUAGUUGCAGAUCAUACUUCCCUUCCCUGGAUGUAUCCAGGCACUGGGGGACAGUUUAGGAAAAAGAUUGCUGCUAAUUAUGAAGCCCUGAGCACCUGCGGACUGGCCCUCCAGAGUUCUGGGUGUCUCCAUGCAAGAUUGGAGACUGGUGCUAAGGAACAUGAGCCCAGUUCUGUGGCCAGAUGACUACACUGAGACCCAAAGAUGGAGUGGGGCUACCCAAGGUCACAAAGAAAGUCUGGCCUCUGUCCCGGUGGUUUUAGUCCAGCUUGGGUCCCAGAGGGGCUGGUGAAAUCACACCUAAGUGGAAUGACCUGGGAAGAAGGACAGGAGUGGAUAUAGGGCAGUUUUAGGGACAGGGACUCAAAGUAUGAUAAAGUACGAUAAAGUAUGAUAAAGCCACCAAGUAUGAUAAAGACAGUGGUAAAGAAAACCUCUUAUCUGAAGGGCUGCAGGGUGGGCUCUUUGCACGUUCACUUUUUCCCAGUGCUGUGAGAUGUGAUGACCCCCAUUUCAAUGCUGAGGAAACUGAACCCACAAAAGAGAGGAAGGGUUGUGCCCUAGGUCAGCAGCCCUAGAUUGCUAUAAUAUAAAAACAGUCCUUGUCACAUGUCCUGUGUUCUGCCCGCAUUCUUUCUGCCCAGAGAAGCUCCAGGGACUACAAAUCUCACCCAGACUGAGACCCACCUAGGCUUCCCAUGCCAAGCAAAGAGACCAUUUUAUCAUCUCACUGAUGGUUCCUGCGGCCAAGAAAUUCUGUUAAGAAGGGCAGCCAAUAUGGACAGGCAGGCAGUUGAGACUCAGAAAGACCUGGCUGAGGACAUAGAGGGCCCCUGGAGGCUGACUCCUAGCUCUAAGUCCUCAGCUGGACUCAACUAAUUACAUAUGGAAUCCUAGAUCCCUCACCUGUCAACAGUAAGAGUAAUACUAAGCACAUUAGUACUAAGAGUAAUACUAAGGCUCAGAGGAGGAGACAUUUCUCCAAGGUGGCGCAGCUGGGCACACUGAUUCUAGCCUAUUCUGCUGCCUCACUGCGUAUGGUUUACCCUAGCAGGCUUGAUGGUUCCUGGUUGGCUGCAGGGUGAUCAUGCCCAGCUUGGCAGCCGUUCCCUUCUGAGAUGUUAGGAUUCUGGGCUACUCAUUGGAUACUCAGGGGUCCCAUGGGCAUCCUGGCAGGCAGCAGAAUUUUUUCUAGCUCUGCCUGACCCAGUGGAUGGGUUUAAGCCUGAGACUUGGCAGAAUCCUAGCGGUCUGCUUCACAGAGUCCCACCAGUCUCAUGGGCACCAUGCUGUAAACUGAACUUGACCUCAGCCAAGGCUGGAGUCAGUUUAUCCUUGGCAAAAAAUGUGACUUCCUAUUGCUGAGCAGGAAGGGGCUUAGGUUUUAAAGCAGGCUCAGAAGUUAGACAUCAAACAGAUCGUGCAGAGCGCUAUUGGGAUGAGAUAAGUGUAAAGGAAUUGGAAACACACAGGCCAGAUUCCCCUAUUGGGGGCAGAGUAUGGCAUGAGAUGUAUGGAGAUCAAGCUUGAGGUUAAUUAAAGAUGAAGCAUUUGGGGAAACAGUCCAGGUACAGGACUAUGUGCCCAGACCUGUGCCAGGCAUGGGGCCAAAAUGGUGAAUUAAUGCAGCAUGUAAUUACUGCAAAAGCACAGUGCCAGGCUGGAGUACAUGGGCUGAAUUGUAUCCUUCUUUUGAGCCCAGAGGACUCCACUCUCAAGAUGGGACAAGCAGGCCCAUCCUGGGCUAUGUUGUUCUGGCCCCAACUUCAGGUCAAUUCAGCCCUUGUCUUUCCAGUUCCCUUCUGGAGGAAGAUUGAAGGGGAGGGAAGUGUUCCAAACUCUUCUUCAACCAUACUUUAAGGUACUUAAAAACAAUGUGCAAGGCUUGGUAGACCAUAUCUGUAAUCACUGCCUUUGGGAGGCUAAGGCAAAAGGAUCACAAGUUUGAGGCCCA
Nannospalax galili (Upper Galilee mountains blind mole rat) is the source of this 4509-nucleotide messenger RNA. RefSeq names its product TraB domain containing 2B (gene Trabd2b). The transcript is spliced from 7 exons. Gene Ontology annotation, cellular component: organelle membrane. Bases 528 to 2078 code for a protein of 516 amino acids. Lineage: Eukaryota; Metazoa; Chordata; Mammalia; Rodentia; Spalacidae. The record is from RefSeq and is a predicted model, not a curated record. Gene Ontology annotation, molecular function: Wnt-protein binding; metalloendopeptidase activity. Gene Ontology annotation, biological process: negative regulation of Wnt signaling pathway.